AUAUGCGGUGGUCCAUUUAUCAAAAAUUCUACACAAAGGCUAAUAAUUGUGUCGGACACGUGGGAUUGUAGUAUAGGAAAAUACAUGAAAUUCGAAGAAAUAAAAAAUGUGAAUCUGUACUUAGUUGUGAAUUUUUACUACGACCGACUCAAAAUUUCAUUAACCUGAAGACUGGAGAAGAAAAAUCGGUUUGAAGUAAUAAAGUUUCAGCUCAAAGUGCGCUUCGAGGGUCCAUUAGAGCUGUAAUUCAAAAAACAACUACCCUAAUUGCAAAUAGUAAUCGUCAUCUUAUCUUCUUUCUUGAGUUCAUCAAUCUAAUCGAUAAUUAAAAAAUUAAUACGGAUCAUGUAAAAAUUGGGACCGACUACCACGUGAUGUAGAACGACAAACCGAGUCUUAUCUUCCCCUGAAUACGAGGAAUCUUGGGAGGAGCUGCUGGACGGCUGCAGGCUCGUAUCAAAAUGAAGAAGAAGGUAUCUCGAAGGUGUUAAUCAUCCAGAUCCGCGAAAAACGCGGUGCUAAAUCCAAAGAUGAAAUGCGACACCGUACUUUGCCUCUGUUUUCUCUUACCUCUGGUCUGCACGGAUCUCUGCUACGGUCUCAUUCACGCAAAAGCGUGCAAUCGAACCGUAAGAACUUCGGUGGGCUGGAUCCGUUGGACGGGAAGAAUGGGCAGAUGCGUUGUCAGGAUUAGAGCGCCUUUGAGAGAUCCUCAGGUCGUAGAACUGAGGAUUCGAAGACUUCAAGUUGGUACCCUCAGAGAUUCAACUUGCGAGGGAGCUUACGUACAAUUUUCGGACGGAAUCGAAGACCUUGAAGAUGACGUAGGGAGGUAUUGCGGACACGUGACAGGAAACGCAACGAGGCUGUUCCUGAGAAAAGGUCCGGAACUGAGCAUAGUCAUGGAUUCUGAUACGAAAUUUGCGGCGGAAAAUCCUGUCAUAUUUUCUGCUCAAUUUUCCGUUCUUCCCGCACGCUUGGCUAUGGAAAGACACGGGGGAUCAUUGCCAUCGGCUGCUGAAUGCUCGUUGGAGUGUUCGAAUCAUAAUUAUCAGCGUCAGUGUAGAAUAACGUCUCCAGGAUAUCCGGGAGUUUAUCCUAGGGGUAUGCGGUGCAGAAUUUCGUUGGAAUCAACAGCGGGAAGAUUUAAAAUUGGCGGAGUUUCGGAGGAUAUUUUUAACCUGAUGAAUUACACGAUUCAGGACGGAUGCAGGACAGAGAAUUGCGAGGAUCUUCACGUCGAGGAAGAUAUAAAUUCCAGAGUCCGUAGUUUUGUUGACGAAGAUGACGAUGACAAUGAUGACGACGAUGAAGAUGUUUUUGGAGAAAAAUUAUCGAGAAAAGGGAGAAAUUUGAAGAGCUUUGAUUACCGGUUCGAUGAGGACGAUGAAAUUAUUAUUGGGAGCGACGUUAAACAGAGGAGAGUCAAAGGAGGCGGAAAAAAGAAUGGCGAAAGUAACGAGGGAGUUGAUGACGUUGAAAGCCCUCCACCUGCGCGGACGACAGCGAGAAAGAGAAAAUCAAAGCACAAAGCUCACCGCAAAGUACCGAUGGCCAAUGUAUCAAGGGGAAAAUCUUUGGACAGAAAAACGGAAGGGGGUGAUUUUCAGCGGGACAGAAAGGGUAGGAAGAAAAAGCCGGACUUCCAGUUUGAAAGAAAUCUGAAAAGCCUUGAUGAUAACGUUGAAGGAAAAAGCGCUGGGAUAUUCGAUGAAAGUACAUCAGCUGUUCAAGUGAGCGAAACUCCGAGAAAAACAAAUUCCAUAUUCGAACACAGAUUCCAUAGAAAGCACAAGCAUUCCCACGAUAACAGGGUGGAGAACAUCAAUUGCGUGAGUGAUUAUUUGGCGAUAUAUGAAAAUUUGAACGGUAAAAUAGUUGAAAUUUCGAAAUUUUGCGGCGAAGGUCACGUACCGCAAAUCAUAUCACGUGGUAGGAAUGUUAUCGUAGAAUUUUCAAGUAAGAGGGACGGCACAAUAAUGCAUGAUGGUUUUCAACUCACCCUUCAAGAAACUGAAUCCGACUUGAUAAAACAUCCUAGAAAUUGCGAAUUCGUUUACAAAAGUUCCGACCGAGGAACAAAGGAGAAUAUAAAAUCAUUUCAGCACUGGUAUCCUCCCAGCACGCUCUGCAGCUAUAAAUUCAUCGGUAAAUUGACUGAAAAAGUUUAUGUCCAGUUAAAAAUAAUCAGAAACGAAUUUGAACCGGAUCCUGGCUCUUAUAUGCGACGAAAUUUGAGCAUGAAUUACUGCCCUGGAAAUGAAAUAGCCGUUUACAACGGUGCGUUCAGUAACGAUUCCUUAGCUUGGUCUUACUGCGAUAUUUUACAUUCGGAUAUAAAUAAUAUUCAAGUACCAGUUACCUCAACGGGUAAUAUUUUGUUGGUUCAAUAUUACAGUUCUAAGGGAUCCUUGAACGGUCAUGAAUUUACAUACGCCAUAUCAUAUAAGUUUAUUAAAAAAUCUCAGAGCACAAAUACCAAGAGAAAGACGGUCGGGUAUAACGAGACUAAAACCAUCUCUUUAAAGCCCGUUAAUUUUUCAGCUCUUAAUCUUACAGAGUACGAUAAUUGCAACUGCGACUUCUCCACAAGAAUUGGAACCUUUAAGAGUUGGUUCAUAGUCCUCGUCGUCCUCGGAGUAAUCUCGUUUCUUGGAGCCGUAUUUACGAUCGUUGCGUUAUUCAUAAAAUGUAUGAAGCUCAGAUCAAUGGAAAACAAACUUCUUCAGACCCCAAAGCGGUGAAUAAAUUAUAUAGUAUUUCCGAAAAUACUGAUGAGAUACGAUCGCCAUCAUCGAAUAACUAAUAAUGACUCGACUAUGUUUUUUCACGUUAUUUUGUAAACCCAGUAGUGUAUGAUGUGUAAAAUUAAGUGACAAAUGUUCGAGUGAUUAUGCGUAUUAGAAUAAGUGCAUAACGAUAUCGGAUAGAAAGAAGAUUAUUAUUUUAUGUCACGUUGCAUAUUUACAAAACAAUCGAACAAAAAAUAUAGCAGGUCCCACCGAGAUUUGAACUCGGAUCGCUGGAUUCAGAGUCCAGAGUGCUAACCAUUACACCAUGGAACCUUGAAAACCGUUAUGUGUAACUAAAAAUAAGAUCCUGUAUAUAAAAACAAAUUUAUGUAUGAUAUUAUUACAAUUUGUAAGCGUGAACACCAAAAUCUAGUUAUUUAUUGAACGAGUAUCUGGAAAACACAUCGCACGCGUAUUUUAUCAAUCUUGUGAACAUAUCUAAGGUGUAUUCCUCUGUAACGUUGAAAAAAGCAUUGUAAAAAAUUAUACAUACCUAUAUGUAACUAUAGACGUAUAUGUAACCAUAUCCUGCCAUAUUAUACAAGAGUGAUCGAUAUAGCAAAUAUUUCUAAUAAAAAUUGAUAGUGAUACUAGUAGCAAAAUA
Athalia rosae (coleseed sawfly) is the source of this 3396-nucleotide messenger RNA. RefSeq lists its product as uncharacterized. NCBI's taxonomy places the organism in Eukaryota, Metazoa, Arthropoda, Insecta, Hymenoptera, Athaliidae. The transcript is spliced from 6 exons. Bases 531 to 2744 code for a protein of 737 amino acids. The record is from RefSeq and is a predicted model, not a curated record. Gene Ontology annotation, cellular component: plasma membrane.